Messenger RNA from Eimeria maxima, 2058 nucleotides. RefSeq lists its product as hypothetical. The record is from RefSeq and is a predicted model, not a curated record. Gene Ontology annotation, molecular function: calcium channel activity. Gene Ontology annotation, biological process: calcium ion transmembrane transport; intracellular calcium ion homeostasis. NCBI's taxonomy places the organism in Eukaryota, Apicomplexa, Conoidasida, Eucoccidiorida, Eimeriidae. The transcript has 15 exons. The coding region runs from base 1 to 2058 and encodes 685 amino acids.
AUGCGAUCGAUACACCACGUUACUGAGAAGAAGGGUUUGCUUCAACAGGGCGAUAGGGGAAGACCAGGCAUUCAGAGGUUCAGGAUGAAGGCAAGAGUUCGUGAGGAGGCAUUUUUCCGUUUGAUGCACUUUGGCUUUCUAGAUGGAGGGCAGCAAGAGCAGCAGCAGCAGCAGCAGCAGCAGCAGCAACAGCAACAGCAACAGCAACAGCAACAGCAGCAGCAGCAGCACGAGUACCAGCAGCAACAACCGCAGUUACAGAAGCUUGGAUCCCAACAGCAGCAACACGAGUUCCAGCAGCAGCAGCAGCAACAGCAACAGCAGCAGCAGCAGCAGCAGCAAAAACAACUGCAGCAGCAGCAGCAGCAGCAGCAAGGGUGGACUUUACCAAAUGCCUUUACCCGCUCUGUCUGCAUGUACUGUCUGCGUCUGCUGCAGCAGGUGCAGCUGCUGCAGCAGCAGCAGCAGCAGCAGCAGCACGGGGGUGUACUGUCAGCAGCAGAUUCAUCUAUUGGUGUUUCUCUCUCUUCUUCCCCUACAGCAGCACCAAGCAGCAGCAGCAGCAGCAGCAGCAGUAAGAGCAGCAGCAACAAUAUAAGAUUAGGACGUCGUUGCUUUGUUGCUGCUGCAGCAAUAGAGCAGCAGCAAAUAGAUGCUGCUGCUGCUGAGGGUUUACGUCUUCUUUUUCUUCUUUCUCCUUCUCAUGAUCAUAUACAACAACAAGCCAAUAAUAUUAUUAAAAGGCUAGCAGCUCGUGCAUCUAUUGAGGGAAGAAUGCUUCCUGUUGCUGGAGGAUCGUUAAGAGAAAUAUUUAAUUCCUUAUUAGACCUCCCUCUUACUGCUGCCUUCUUAGAGAGAGGGUUUGCUGCUACUCCUAGGGUUUCUGCUGUAUGUACAGUUGUGUUGGGGUGUAUUGAUGCUCUUAUUAAUGAGGCAAUAGAAUCCCCAAACCCUAUACACAGAAGCGAGCUAUUUAGCUGUUUAGUGUUUCGUUUAUCCUUACUUUUCCCUUUAGGGUUUUUUGUUGAUCAUUUAGUUAAGAAAGCAGUAGAUACUAUUUGUCUCCUUCUUAGGAAAACCCCAGAACUCCUUCUCUAUCAUCAGGAACAAAUAUUAAAGGCAAUGGGGGCCCAUUGGAGGCCCCAGGGGGCCCCCCUAGCGGAGGCCCUUUGUUGGGCAGUAGUAUCGGAGUACUUUGCUGCAUUAGAGUUUAUAAUUUGUUUAAUAUUAAGAAAAGAUAAACCCUCGCAAACCCUAGAUGUAGAUGCAGCAGACACCUCAGCAACAGCAGCAGCAGCAGCAGCACAAGGGGAGGGCCCUCUGCAGCAGGGUUCAGGGAGACAAAGGGGGGGCCCCCAGAGGCCCUCGCGACUAUUUGAAGAAGAACUGUCAGACAAUUCUCCUAUAGAAAGCCAUCCGGGGACUCCCGCUGCGGGAGCUGCAGCAGCAGCAGCAACAACAGCAGCAGCUGCAGCAGCAGCAGCAGCUGCUGCUGCUGCUAAGGGGGGAGAAGUUUGCUGCCCCUCACCAUCUCUUGUAUGCAUUGCAGUCGCUGCAAUGACGCAGCUGGCGCUGCACUUCCCUCCUCUACGUCCUCGUACAGUUUUAUGUUUGCGUUCUCUAAAAGAGGGUGUAUAUGGUGACAAAUGGCGACCUUUAUUUUGCCGCAUUUAUUUCUCUCUUGGUCUAUUAGCUGAUCUUCCUCUUACACAAAAAGUCUUAAAUCAUCAACAAGAUAAACAACCUCCUAUUACCCCAUUGGUAUGGGAUUUGCUGCGUCAGAGUGAAGAAGUUUUCUUUCCUGCUGAUUCUUCUCCUCAAUUAACAAAACAACAAGAGAAUUGUCUUAUUGGAGGGAAAACAGAAGAAGAAAACACUCUUACUUGGGCAGAUAACUCUGCAGCAGCAGCAGCAGCAGCAGCACCAACAGAAGAAGAUGCAGCAGCAGCAGCAACAUCAGCAGCAACAGCAGCAGUAGCACAAGGCGGUACAGUUGCUAUGGGUAUCCUGCAGAGACUGAGGGGAUCACGUCCCUCUUUUGUUAAUACCAAACCCUAA